CCUUCCACAACUACGUGCUCUGCCUCUUUCGGAGCAGAUGCCCUGUAGCAUAUAAAUAGAAGCGCCCCAGCAGGCAGAACAUCAUUCUUGUUCCACAAGUUCAUUCAGACGCUUCAAUCGAUCUAUCUCUACAGCAAUGGCUCGUACCAAGCAGACCGCUCGUAAGUCGACCGGAGGCAAGGCCCCGCGCAAGCAGCUGGCGACCAAGGCUGCUCGCAAGAGCGCCCCGGCCACCGGCGGAGUGAAGAAGCCACAUCGCUACAGGCCCGGAACCGUCGCACUCCGUGAGAUCCGUCGCUACCAGAAGAGCACGGAGCUGCUGAUCCGCAAGCUGCCCUUCCAGCGCCUCGUGCGUGAGAUCGCCCAGGACUUCAAGACCGACCUGCGCUUCCAGAGCUCGGCUGUGAUGGCCCUGCAGGAGGCCAGCGAGGCCUACCUCGUCGGCCUCUUCGAGGACACCAACCUCUGCGCCAUCCACGCCAAGCGCGUCACCAUCAUGCCCAAGGACAUCCAGCUGGCUAGACGCAUCCGUGGAGAGCGUGCUUAAAUUCUAGCACUUUCCCUUUCUUUUCAAAAAACAAUCGGCCCUUUUCAGGGCCAACAAA
Nasonia vitripennis (jewel wasp) is the source of this 605-nucleotide messenger RNA. RefSeq names its product histone H3. Lineage: Eukaryota; Metazoa; Arthropoda; Insecta; Hymenoptera; Pteromalidae. Bases 137 to 547 code for a protein of 136 amino acids. The transcript has a single exon. The record is from RefSeq and is a predicted model, not a curated record. Gene Ontology annotation, molecular function: DNA binding; structural constituent of chromatin; protein heterodimerization activity. Gene Ontology annotation, cellular component: nucleosome.